Messenger RNA from Ilyonectria robusta, 894 nucleotides. Its product is annotated as kinase-like domain-containing protein. NCBI's taxonomy places the organism in Eukaryota, Fungi, Ascomycota, Sordariomycetes, Hypocreales, Nectriaceae. The record is from RefSeq and is a predicted model, not a curated record. The transcript is spliced from 2 exons. Bases 1 to 894 code for a protein of 297 amino acids.
AUGGCGACAAAUGAUAUCCCAGAGCUAAGCGCGUGCUCCGCACCGACACCAACCGCCAAGGUCUACUCCCAGUCCAGUUUCUUCCAAGAGCGCAGAGCGCCCGCGCUACCCUCACCGGCAGAGAUCAGAGCCCUGAAUGAGGCCUCUGGCCACUACCGUGCCGCAUCCUUGAACCAUCCACCCCCCGUUAUCGUCCCAUCCCUGGGACUAGCCGUCAAGUAUGGAGCCAACGUUACUAUCGCCGAGGUUGAGGCCCAGGUAUUGAUGCGUGAGCGACUACAAGGCUGUGUCCCAGUCCCUGAGGUCUUCGGCUGGGCUGAAGAUGGCGGCCAAAAGUUCAUAUACAUGUCUCUGGUCGAGGGUGAUACUCUACAGGCAAGAUUUAGCACUAUGAAUGAAAGUGAACGGCAGGCUGUCUGCAAGGAGCUAAGAUCUAUGGUGAACGCCUGGAGGGCUUUGACCCAGGAAUCAGACAGAUAUAUUGGGAGUGUAGGAAAGCGCCCGCUAAACGACAUUUUCGUUGCUGGCCAGCCAGAGCGUGCAGGGCCGUUCCUAGGCGCAGAUGCGGCACAAAAGUUCCAUGAUACAUGUGGAAUCGACAUUAGCGACGAUAUUCCGAUUGUCUUUACCCAUAACGAUCUUUGUCCCCCCAAUAUAUUAUUAUCGUAUGGCCCUAACCCAAAGGUCGUGGGGAUUCUUGAUUGGGGCCAAUCAGGAUGGUAUCCUUCAUAUUGGGAGUAUUGUAAGGCACGGCGAGUAGGCAUCGUGGAUGAGGAAUUCAAUUCUGCCCUUCAAGGGGAAUGGCAUACCAGUUAUCUGCCUGAGGUCAUUGAUACAGUGGAUGAGGAGAGGUUUUACCACCCGUGGCUGUAUUUCAUGUUGUCUAACAUCUGA